UUGUUUUUGUUGGCACAUCGCUUUGGUUGUCUGUUGUGUGACGGCGGGUGAUUAAAACAACGACAACACCACCGACAGCGACAAAAGCAACAUAUACGGCAGUCGAUCUUGCCUGCAUUACGCUGUUACGCUAGCCUGUUGCUGGCAGUCAGUCGCUCUCGCAUUUCGUGUAAACUCAGUUGGGUUGUGAUCGCGGUGUGCUCCUGCCGCGUUUAAUAACAACUCAUAGUGUUUUGAUUACGAAUUCUUGUGCUGUUCAUAUUCUAUUUCAUCUACUUAGAUACAUAAAUAUUUAUAUGCAUUUCAAAGAGAGGAAAUAAAAAUUAAACCAAAGACAAAAAAAAAAACAAAAAAAAACACAUGUAUAUAAAAUAUUAUAUGCCUUUAUUGAUGCGCCAUUGUCACUUGAACGUCGAGGCGCGCACUUCAGCUGCCCAAAAACAGUAAAGGCAAUAACAUUUGUGCGCGGUGUCGUCAUCAUAGUCAAACAGAUAAACGAAAAAUAAACAUUUAAUUCGUGCCAGUAAGAUAAACACGUACAAUAACAACAAUAACAGCAGCAACGCCAACAAAAGUCAAAUCAAAUAUUACAGGAAUGUGGCGCAGCACUCAUGUCAACGUUGAUGUUACAAAUAAUGCUGGUGGGAGUGGCGGUGCUAAUUCUGGUGCUGGGGCAGGCGGCAUACAACGCAGUGCAUCAACACAUUUUUCAAAUCAUCACCACCAACACCAACUACAACAACAACAAAAACAACAUGCACAUCAGUCCCAUUACAUGGAUGGCGCAACACCUGUCGGUGGUGCGACCUCAAAGCAAAUGUCCCAAUUGCAGCGCGAUCGUUUCAGUUCCCCCCAAACUAUACUGCAAGAUGCCAUUGCCGAAUCGAAGAUAAGUUUACAUGUGAAUUAUCGUCAUAGUGGCGUCAACAGCAGCAACAGUAACAACAGUGGUAGUAGUAGUAAUAGCAAUAAUAGCAACAACAACAAAUCGGAUCAUCAAAGCGGUGCCAUAUCCGUGCAGCCACGUCCGCGUCCCGUCUCCAUGUACGAACAAUAUCGUCCACGUCCACAUAGCGCCGUUUUGGAUUCUCCACCACCGCCACUAACGCCGACUACAGCUGCCGCAAUUGCGCUCGGACGUAGUGAGAGUUUCUAUUUUGGUGAGAGCGCACAAAAUGCGGCCGCAUUGCGGCAACAUCAACAUCAGCAUCAGCAACGUCAAUUCCAACACAAGACACAUCAGCAACACUAUACAAAGCAUGCGCACGCGGCAGCGGCGGCGGCGGCGGCGGUGGCAGCUAGUGGAAAAUCGCCAGCGCGGCGCGCAAAUCUGCGGCAAAGCCCCAGCGAACUGAAAGUCGAUCCCGAGCUAAUUUUCACGAAGCAAGAAAGGAUCGGGAAAGGUUCCUUCGGCGAGGUAUUCAAAGGCAUCGACAAUCGAUCGCAACAGGUCGUGGCUAUCAAAAUAAUUGAUUUGGAAGAGGCGGAAGAUGAGAUCGAAGAUAUACAACAGGAAAUUAUGGUACUGUCACAAUGUGACUCGCCGUUUGUUACGAAAUACUAUGGAUCGUAUCUAAAGGGUACAAAACUAUGGAUUAUAAUGGAGUAUUUGGGCGGCGGUUCGGCGCUGGACCUAAUGAAAGCUGGUUCUUUCGAGGAGAUGCAUAUAGCAAUUAUAUUACGCGAAGUGCUAAAGGGUCUGGACUAUCUGCAUUCGGAACGCAAAUUGCAUCGAGACAUCAAAGCGGCCAAUGUAUUGUUAAGCGAGAUGGGUGAUGUCAAGUUGGCUGAUUUCGGUGUGGCCGGUCAGUUGACGAACACCACGUCGAAGCGUAAUACAUUCGUAGGUACGCCGUUUUGGAUGGCACCCGAAGUGAUAAAGCAGUCCAUGUACGAUUCCAAAGCGGACAUUUGGUCACUGGGCAUAACAGCAAUUGAGUUGGCCAAGGGUGAACCACCCAAUUCGGAGCUGCAUCCCAUGAGAGUUUUGUUUUUGAUACCGAAAAAUAAUCCUCCACAAUUAACAGGAAAUUAUACAAAGUCUUUUAAGGAUUUUGUGGAAGCGUGCCUUAAUAAGGAUCCUGAAAAUAGACCGACAGCCAAGGAACUAUUGAAAUAUCCUUUUAUCAAGAAAGCCAAGAAAAACUCGUACCUUAUCGACCUAAUUGACCGUUACAAGAAGUGGAAACUCCAGAAGGGCGACGAAAGUGAAACGGAAUCGGAGAAUUCAGAUUCUGACGAAUCGAAGCCCGGCGGCAAUAAUGACGAACCUUGGAUCAUGACAGUUAAAGGUCUUAGUAUCAAUAAUACACCACGCGCUGAAUCGAUUGCCAACAGCAGCUUUAAGGAUAUGGAACACAUGAAAAUGCCACAGAAAUUAUCACAAAGCAGUGGAGCAACGCCGAUCGCAAUUAAUGCAGCCAACAAACACUAUUCGGGCAGCAGUGCAACGACGGUAGCGUCGUCACCCUCAUCCACAUCGCAGCAGCAGCAGCAUCAGCAUCAGCAGCAACUGCACGAUAACAUGGCGGGCAGCCCGCCUGGUAUGCCAUCUACUCAAUCAGCUACAUCAUCUUCGUCCGCAGCUUCGCCACGUGAUACUAACUUAAAUCAUUACAAACACACAGCGGCAUCGGCUGGCAUCAUACGUUCGACCAGCUCCAAUAUAGCGCAUCAAUCGCUCAGCCCAACACAGAAGCAAUCAUCUGGCAGCCAAGAGUUACUGUCGUCAUCGAGUGGCAGUAACUCACCAAAUGCUGUUGAUGGCAUGAAGAAGAUCAGCAAUAGCAGCAGCAGCAAUGCGGUCUUCCAAGAAUCAUCGUCGAAAUCGAACCUAAGGCAAAGCCGUUCCGCCUCACUAGACGAUGAACACGAUCAGCGACGAUCAUCGCUCAUUGAGCAUGCCAAAAGUGAAGAUCAACUGCGCGAAGAAGAUGCGCGUGCGCAAAGGCGUAGCAUGCAUGCAUCCGGGGCGUCAUCUAAUUCGACACCGAUGCUUAGUUCGGGCUCGAGCAGCGGCAAUUACAAUGGCAAUGCUGCGUUGCUAAACAGCGCGCAUGGCGAUCGCUCAUCAUAUGGCGCUGCAUUGGAGUUAUCCGCAGGGUCAGCCUCUGCCUCUGCCACGGCGGUGGCGUCCAAUAAUUCCAAUCAUAAAAUGGGUGGCGGAAAUCGUGCGAUGCAGACGAACAGCGCAUGCCUAAAUAAUUUCCUCUUUCCUGUUCUUACAGACGUAAGUGCGAAGCAGAUUCAAAGAAAGUAUGCCAAUUCGAGCAAAAACUCAAACGUGACAGAUAUUGGUGAUUUGAAGUCCGUACUUGAAUUGGCUGAACGUAGCAGUCCAGGUGUCAGUGAUUUGUUCCUCAAAGAGAUAAUUCACAAAUUAGUUCCAGGCUAUUCAGAGACGCGUAUCAACAAUAUUAUGGACAGGGCUAUGAGAAAUAAGAAGUAAACGAACACAUUGGUACAUGGACUGAUUUUAAAUAAAACAACAAAAAAUAUCUAACAGUUAUGAUAUUUAAAUAUUAAAAAUAUACCAGAUUGGAGAUUGGACCAUGUGCAUAUAGCAAAUAUUUAAGAUAUUGCGACAAGUGCGCAAUCACCCGAUAUCUCUAAACAAAAAAGCAACUCCACACCUAAAUAAAUUUAAAUAUAUUUAAAAGAAACUUAACAAAAAAACCAACAGUGUACCCGCAAUAUUGUUUGUUAUGAUAGUGUAAUAUUUAUUGGAUUCCAAAUAAAUCGUUGUCACGCUGAAUGUGCCGCGAAGAUUAA
Anastrepha obliqua is the source of this 3771-nucleotide messenger RNA. RefSeq names its product germinal center kinase 1 (gene GckIII). Gene Ontology annotation, biological process: protein phosphorylation. Gene Ontology annotation, molecular function: protein kinase activity; ATP binding. Lineage: Eukaryota; Metazoa; Arthropoda; Insecta; Diptera; Tephritidae. Bases 596 to 3448 code for a protein of 950 amino acids. The transcript has 10 exons. The record is from RefSeq and is a predicted model, not a curated record.